AAGGCACAUCGAUUCAUCGAAGUAUCGCUUCGGUUCAGUUUUAAGUUCUUCCUAUAAAUAUACAUUCUCUCCCCACAAAAAUCCCCAAAAAACUAAAAAAAAGAAAGAAAAAAAUCAUAGAGAAAACCCUAGGAGAAGAAAACCCUAAUUUCUCCUAGUGUCUGCAUUGUUCGCUUUUUAUUUCGUGGGAGUUUGAGAUUCUUGUCUGUCUUUGCCUUGCUCUUCUUUUUUUCUCUCAAUGGCAAACGUUGUUGUUGCUAAUCAAACUCCUCCUGUUGAUCAACAACAGCAACAGCAACAACAAGUAGUGCAGAAUCAAGGAUUUGGUAAUUCGUCAUUGUAUGUUGGAGAUCUUGAUCAUUCUAUUACAGAAGCACAAUUGUAUGAUCUGUUUAACAGUGUUGCUCAAGUUGAAUCCAUUAGGAUUUGUAGGGAUCAGGUCAGAAGGUUUUCUCUUGGUUAUGCUUAUGUUAAUUACAGGAAUCAUCAAGAUGCUGUGAAUGCAAUGGACACCCUGAAUUUUACGCCGGUGAACGGAAAGCCUAUCAGAAUUAUGUACUCCCACCGAGAUCCUAGCAUUCGGAAAAGUGGUUUUGCUAACAUAUAUAUUAAGAAUUUGGAUACAUCACUGGACAAUAAGGCGUUGCAUGAUACUUUUGCUACUUUUGGUACCGUACUUUCCUGCAAGGUGGCCACUGAUAACAAUGGUCAGUCAAAAGGGUACGGUUUUGUGCAGUUCGAAAAGGAGGAAGCUGCCCAGAGAGCUAUUGAAAGUCUGAAUGGGAUGCUUAUAAACGACAAGAAAGUUUAUGUUGGUCUUUUUGUUCGCAAACAUGAAAGAGAUCAAGCAAACGGGUCACCAAAAUAUACUAAUGUAUUUGUGAAAAAUUUAUCUGAAACAACUACUGAUGAGGACCUUAAGAAGUUUUUUGGAAAUUAUGGACCCAUCACUAGUGCUGUUGUGAUGAUGGACGCUGAUGGGAAUUCUAAAGGAUUCGGUUUUGUUAACUUUGAGAAUCCAGACAAUGCAGCUACUGCAGUUGAAAAAUUGAAUGGAACCACUAAAGAUGAUAAAGUGUGGUAUGUCGGUAGGGCUCAAAGAAAAUCUGAAAGAGAGGCUGAGUUGAAAGCCAAAUUCGAGCAGGAGCGAAAUAUCCGGUUGGAAAAACUACAAGGAGCUAAUUUAUAUCUUAAAAAUCUUGAUGAAAGCAUUAAUGAUGAAAAACUUAAGGAGUUGUUCUCCGAAUUCGGUUCUAUAACAUCAAGCAAGGUGAUGCUUGAUCCUCGAGGAGUGAGUAAGGGCUCUGGUUUUGUUGCAUUCUCCACCCCGGAGGAAGCUGCUAGAGCUGUGACUGAAAUGAAUGGGAAGAUGAUAGGUCGGAAACCUCUUUAUGUUGCCGUGGCUCAGCGCAAAGAAGAAAGGAGAGCUAGGCUGCAGGCUCAUUUUGCUCAAAUGCGAGCACCUGGUGCAAUGGCACCUCUUCCAUCAGGUAUGACCGGUUUCCAUCCUGGAGGACCUAGGCUUGCCCCCCAGCCGUUAUAUUUUGGUCAAGGUGGCCCGGGUCUGAUUCCAUCCCAGCCUGCUGGAUAUGGAUUUCAGCAACAAAUACUGCCAGGAGUUCGGCCAGGUGUCGGACCAAACUUUAUGGUGCCCUACCACCUUCAGAGACAGGGCCAGCCUGGGCAGAGAAUGGGUUUAAGAAGAGGAGGAAAUCCACAUCAGAUACAGCAGCAGGUGAUGCCAGGGAAUUCUAAUCAAGGAUUCAGAUACAUACCAAACUCAAGGAAUGGGCUUGUAGACCCAUCUGUGGUACCUCUGAGUCCAAUUAUGACGUUGCCGCUUGAUGCUUCUGGUGUACCUAUAGCUACAGCGGAAGCACAGCGAAGUGGACCAGUGCAUAUUAAAACACUCGCCUCUACUUUGGCCUCAGCAGAGCCUGAGCUUCAACGUCAGAUGCUAGGAGAACAGCUAUUUCCGCUCGUCAAGAGCAUCGAGCAUGAUUAUGCAGGCAAGGUUACUGGAAUGCUUCUAGAGAUGGAUAAAACAGAAGUGCUCCAUCUGAUAGAGUCCCCAGAUGCUUUGAAGAAAAAAGUUUCAGAAGCCAUGGCUGUUUUGGAGCGAGCUGGUUCUGGAUCUGAUGCUGCAGAUCAACUCGGUUCAUUAUCACUCAACUGAGUGUUAUACGUUUGGUUAGAUAUUGAUUUUUAGCUUUGGGUGCGUGCAGCCAAAUUUUUGUGGCUUGAUGAUUUUGGACGAAAAAAAGUGCCCGUAUGUGCGGAGAGUGGGAAUUGGAGGGUGUGGAUUGUUUUUCUUUUUUUUAGUUUUACCUUUACUGGCGACUCUUUAGGUUUAAGCAAGGUUUUGUUGGAUGAUUUCUAGCUUUGUUAUGGAAUAUUUCUUUGAAUUCUUUAACUUGAUAAAUUCUUUUCAAA
Messenger RNA from Papaver somniferum (opium poppy), 2433 nucleotides. RefSeq names its product polyadenylate-binding protein 3-like. Gene Ontology annotation, molecular function: poly(U) RNA binding; poly(A) binding; mRNA 3'-UTR binding. The coding region runs from base 239 to 2176 and encodes 645 amino acids. The record is from RefSeq and is a predicted model, not a curated record. NCBI's taxonomy places the organism in Eukaryota, Viridiplantae, Streptophyta, Magnoliopsida, Ranunculales, Papaveraceae. Gene Ontology annotation, cellular component: ribonucleoprotein complex; nucleus; cytosol. The transcript has 7 exons.